GUCGAGGUGGCUUCUUUGCGGCGUUUCUUGACGGCCUUUUGCUUUCGAAUCUAAACAACCUGAAGGGAUUGGCAGCCUUUCUUCUCUUUUUCCUAUGGUCUACUGAAUCUCCCAUCUCAUAUUCUAGCCUCGCGUCGUUUGACCCGGGUCGUGGUCAUUCGAGUACUCACCAUGGCAAAACUCGUAGAUGAUCCGCAGAUCAAAUAUGCGUCGUUCCAUAACCCACUUCCUGUCCAGCUUCACACUUAUGUCUGGCCGUUUCUAAUCGUCUGGCCUGCAUUCUUGUCCAUCUACCUCUCUCCUGAGCGCUACGAUACGUAUAUUCAAGGCCAAGAAUGGACCUUCGUCUGGCUUACAUCGAUUAUUACGGCUCAAUCGCUCCUUUGGUUGAUGACGAAAUGGAAUAUCAACAUCCAAACAUUGUUCACGGCAACCAGUACCAAGUCGAUCGAUUCUGCACAGCUCAUCAAGGUGAUCCCCGCGGCCAACGCCGGAUCGGCCGAAAUAUGUCCUCUGAUACGCGAUUCCAUGGGUGGAAAGAUCACAAUCUCGUUUCUGUUCCAGAAGCGUCGGUUCCUGUAUUAUCCGGAACGCCGGUGCUUUGGGCCCCUAUCAUACGUUCUUGAUGCCGAACCCAAACCCGCCAUCAAGAUCUUCCAAGAGAAUCAGGGAUUAGCGUCCAAGGCCGAAGUAGAGCGCAUCCAGCAUCACUAUGGGGACAACAAGUUUGAUAUUCCUGUUCCGGGAUUCAUUGAACUUUUCCAGGAGCAUGCUGUGGCGCCUUUCUUCGUCUUCCAGAUCUUCUGCGUCGGGUUGUGGAUGCUGGAUGAAUAUUGGUACUACUCCCUGUUCACACUCUUCAUGCUGGUUGCAUUCGAGAGCACCGUAGUUUGGCAGCGCCAACGGACUCUUAGUGAGUUUCGAGGUAUGAAUAUCAAACCUUACGAUGUAUGGGUGCACCGUGAGAGGAAAUGGCAGGAGAUCACCAGUGACAAGCUUCUGCCCGGCGAUCUGAUGUCAGUGAGUCGGACCAAGGAAGAUAGCGGAGUGGCCUGUGAUAUUCUUCUGGUCGAAGGUAGUGUCAUUGUCAACGAGGCCAUGCUCUCCGGAGAGAGUACCCCACUUCUGAAGGAAUCUAUCCAACUUAGACCUGGAGACGAUUUGAUCGAACCGGAUGGUCUAGACAAGAAUGCCUUUGUGCAUGGUGGUACCAAGGUUUUGCAGAUCACUCAUCCGAACUCUAACUUGGAGGAAUCAGAGAAGAGCACGUCGAAGGUUCCUUCUCCCCCUGACAAUGGCGCCAUCGGUAUCGUGGUGAAGACUGGCUUUGAAACCAGUCAAGGUAGCCUCGUACGUACUAUGAUCUACUCGACAGAGCGCGUCUCGGCCAACAAUGUGGAAGCUUUGCUUUUCAUUCUGUUCCUUCUCAUUUUUGCCAUCGCCGCUUCAUGGUAUGUAUGGCAAGAAGGUGUCGCAAAAGACCGCAAGAGGUCGAAGUUGCUUCUUGAUUGCGUCCUUAUCAUCACCAGCGUUGUUCCUCCUGAGCUUCCCAUGGAACUCAGCCUUGCUGUCAACACAAGUCUCGCUGCUCUGAGCAAGUUUGCUAUUUUCUGCACCGAGCCUUUCCGGAUUCCCUUCGCGGGGCGUGUUGAUGUCGCUUGCUUCGAUAAAACUGGUACAUUAACCGGAGAGGAUCUCGUCGUCGACGGUAUUGCGGGUCUUACUUUGGGUCAUGAAGGCGCGAAGGUCGAAAAGGAUGGCGCUCAUACCGAGCUUGCCAAGGGCGGCAACAUCGAAGUGGACACUACUCUUGUCCUUGCGAGCGCCCACGCUCUCGUCAAAUUGGAUGAAGGAGAAGUCGUUGGUGAUCCAAUGGAGAAAGCUACUUUACAGUGGCUCGGUUGGACCUUGGGCAAGAACGAUACUUUGACUCCCAAGAAUGCAUCGGCAGCCGAUCCUUCCCGUGUUCCUGAAUCGGUUCAGGUCAAAAGGCGAUUCCAGUUCUCCUCGGCUUUGAAGCGUCAGAGCACAAUCGCAACGGUUGUCACUAAUGACCGAAAAUCAUCCAAGAAAAACAAAUCAACCUUCGUUGGCGUCAAAGGUGCUCCGGAAACUAUCAGAUCUAUGCUUGUGGACACCCCUCCCAACUAUGAAGAGACGUUCAAGUACUUCACUCGUAAUGGUGCUCGUGUUCUUGCUCUCGCCUACAAGUAUCUUUCUCACGAGGCCGAAUUGUCCCAGGGACGCAUCAACAACUACACUCGUGAGGAAGUAGAAUCUGAACUGAUUUUCGCUGGUUUCCUUGUCUUGCAGUGCCCUUUGAAGGAAGAUGCCAUCAAAGCCGUGCGCAUGUUGAAUGAGAGCAGCCACCGUGUUGUUAUGAUCACUGGCGAUAAUCCAUUGACCGCUGUUCACGUUGCGCGCCAAGUUGAGAUCGUAGAUCGUGAAGUUCUGAUUCUCGAUGCCCCGGAACACGACACCUCUGGAACAAGGUUGGUCUGGCGGAGUAUCGAUGACAAGUUCAACCGUGAUGUGGAUCCUACUCAGAACUUGGACUCUGAGAUUUUGAAGACGAAAGACAUCUGUAUCACUGGCUACGCUUUGGCUAAGUUCAAGGGUCAGAAAGCCUUCUCGGAACUCCUACGUCACACAUGGGUAUAUGCUCGCGUCUCUCCUAAGCAGAAGGAGGACAUUCUCCUCGGCCUCAAGGAUGCUGGUUAUACAACUCUGAUGUGUGGUGACGGCACCAAUGAUGUUGGAGCUCUGAAGCAAGCACAUGUUGGCGUUGCUCUUCUGAAUGGAUCCCCUGAAGAUCUUACGAAGAUUGCCGAGCACUACCGAACAACAAAGAUGAAGGAGAUCUACGAGAAGCAGGUCGCCAUGAUGCAGCGUUUCAACCAGCCAUCGCCGCCUGUGCCUUUGCAAAUUGCCCACCUGUAUCCUCCUGGUCCCAGCAACCCACACUAUCAGAAAGCUAUGGAAAGGGAAGCGGCAAAGAGAGGAUCGGCUGCUGUAGCAAACGCGCAAAAUCCAGCGGACGGCAUUCCCACGAUUACAUCGCCUGGUGCGCAAGCACUCCAGCAGUCCAAUGCUAACUUGACUCCUCAACAGCAGCGCCAGCAGCAAGCUUCUGCCGCGGCGGCUGGAUUGGCAGACAAGCUUACCAGCUCCAUGAUGGAACAGGAAUUGGAUGAAAAUGAGCCUCCCACGAUCAAACUGGGAGACGCAUCGGUUGCUGCGCCUUUCACUAGCAAGUUGGCCAAUGUUAUCGCCAUUCCCAAUAUCCUUCGUCAAGGCCGUUGUACGCUCGUUGCGACAAUCCAGAUGUACAAAAUCCUUGCUCUGAAUUGCUUGAUCAGUGCCUAUAGUCUGAGCGUUAUCUACCUCGAUGGAAUUAAGUUCGGUGACGGUCAGGUGACCAUCAGCGGCAUGGUGAUGAGUGUCUGCUUCCUUUCGAUUUCACGCGCAAAGUCCGUGGAAGGUCUGUCCAAAGAACGCCCUCAGCCUAACAUUUUCAACGUGUAUAUCAUUGGCUCGGUGCUUGGGCAGUUUGCGAUCCACAUUGUGACUCUGAUCUAUUUGUCGAAUUAUGUCUAUUCAAUUGAACCGAGAAAAUCCGACAUCGAUUUGGAGGGAGACUUCGAGCCAUCCCUACUCAACAGCGCCAUUUACCUACUUCAACUCAUUCAACAGAUCUCUACCUUCUCUAUCAACUACCAGGGCCGUCCUUUCAGAGAGUCCAUCCGCGAGAACAAGGCCAUGUACUGGGGCUUGGUGGGAGCAUCGGCUAUGGCCUUCUCUUGCGCCACUGAGUUCAUUCCCGAGCUCAACGAAAAGCUGCGCCUCGUCCCGUUCAGUACGGAGUUCAAGCUCACGUUGACUGUCCUGAUGAUCUUCGACUACGCCGGUUGCUGGGUUAUUGAGAAUGUACUGAAGACCCUGUUCAGUGAUUUCCGCCCGAAGGACAUUGCCGUGCGCCGUCCUGACCAGCUCAAGCGGGAAACCGCCCGUAAGGCCAAGGAGGAGCUGGAGAAGUUGUCUGCGCAAGAAGCGCAGAGGAAUGUUUAAAUUAUUUACUCUUCUCUAGAUCUUUUUAGGGGGUAUGGUGUUUAGAUAUACUACCGUUGCUGUGAACGGAUAGACGUCUUAUGCAUUGGCAUGUAUGAGAGAGUAUCAUGCUGUAAAGUGUUCUAUACAAUUCAAUUAUUAGAUGAGUAUGGUCGA
This is a messenger RNA of Aspergillus pseudotamarii, 4224 nucleotides long. RefSeq names its product ion-transporting P-type ATPase SPF1. Gene Ontology annotation, molecular function: ATP binding; ATP hydrolysis activity; P-type ion transporter activity. The transcript is spliced from 4 exons. Gene Ontology annotation, biological process: intracellular calcium ion homeostasis. NCBI's taxonomy places the organism in Eukaryota, Fungi, Ascomycota, Eurotiomycetes, Eurotiales, Aspergillaceae. The coding region runs from base 172 to 4068 and encodes 1298 amino acids. The record is from RefSeq and is a predicted model, not a curated record. Gene Ontology annotation, cellular component: endoplasmic reticulum membrane.